GGCACUAUCCUAAGUGCUUUACACACAUUACCACAUUUUGUUCUCACAGAAAGGCUCUGAGGUAUUAGCCCCACUUUAAAAUUAGGACAGCCCUCGAAGUUCCCUUUCCAACCUGGGUCUGGCAGAAUGGCUCCUGCAAAGAAGUGUGGUGAGAAGAGGAAGGGCCAUUCUGUCAUGAACGAUGCAGUGACCAGAGAAUAUGCCACUGACAUUCACGAAUGCAUCUGUGGAGUGGGUUGCAAGAGGCGUGCCCCUCAGGCACACAGAGAGAUCCAGAAAUUUGCCACGAAAGAGAUGGGGACCCCAGAUGUGCGCAGUGACACCAGGCUCAGCAAAGCUGUCUGGGCCAAGGGAAUAAGGAAUGUUCUAUACUGUACUCGUGCGCAGUUGUCCAGAAAACAUAACAAGGGUAAAGUUUCAUCCAACAAGCUUCAUAGGCUGGUUACUCAGGUGCCUUUCAAAAGUCUACGGACGGUUCUUAUUGAUGAGGACUAA
Molecule: messenger RNA, 495 nt
Organism: Neogale vison (American mink)
Lineage: Eukaryota; Metazoa; Chordata; Mammalia; Carnivora; Mustelidae
Product: 60S ribosomal protein L31-like
Exons: 1
Coding region: 127-495 (122 amino acids)
Biological process (GO): cytoplasmic translation
Cellular component (GO): cytosolic large ribosomal subunit; ribosome
Molecular function (GO): structural constituent of ribosome
Source: RefSeq, a predicted model, not a curated record